This is a messenger RNA of Myotis davidii, 3248 nucleotides long. RefSeq names its product hepatic leukemia factor (gene HLF). Gene Ontology annotation, cellular component: nucleus. Gene Ontology annotation, molecular function: DNA-binding transcription factor activity, RNA polymerase II-specific; RNA polymerase II cis-regulatory region sequence-specific DNA binding. Lineage: Eukaryota; Metazoa; Chordata; Mammalia; Chiroptera; Vespertilionidae. The record is from RefSeq and is a predicted model, not a curated record. The transcript has 4 exons. Gene Ontology annotation, biological process: regulation of transcription by RNA polymerase II. The coding region runs from base 274 to 1161 and encodes 295 amino acids.
GUGGGUUCAAGACAGGUGAGAGCAUCCUGCAGGUCGCCGCCCAGGAGCCGGGGGGCACUUGGCGCGCUCUCCAGGGACAGGCUGCACUGGAAACCUGAAAGUUUUUGGCUUUUAUUUUUUUAUGCAGAUGCACUUAUAAAGAUAUAAGUACAUUUUUGUUCUUCCCUUGUCUCCAAGCGAGUACUUUUGGCAAAGGACGGAGGAAAAAGCUCAGCAGCAUUUUGGGGGGCGGUUGUUGUAUUUUUUCUUUUUAAGAAAAAUAUUUGCAUCGCAAUGGAGAAAAUGUCCCGACCGCUCCCCCUGAACCCCACCUUUAUCCCGCCUCCCUACGGCGUGCUCAGGUCCUUGCUGGAGAACCCGCUGAAGCUCCCCCUUCAUCCUGAAGACGCGUUUCAUAAAGACAAAGACAAGGACAAGAAGCUGGACGAUGAGAGUCACAGCCCGACCAUCCCCCAGUCCGCCUUCCUGGGACCCACCUUAUGGGACAAAACCCUUCCCUAUGACGGAGACACUUUCCAGUUGGAGUACAUGGACCUGGAGGAGUUUCUGUCCGAAAACGGCAUCCCCCCCAGCCCUCAGCACGACCAAAGCCCGCACCCCCCGGGGUUGCCGCCCGCCUCCUCCGCUGCCCCCUCCGUGGUGGACCUCAGCAACCGGGCCUCUGCACCCCUUCACCCUGGCAUCCCGUCCCCGACCUGUAUGCAGAGCCCCAUCAGACCAGGUCAGCUGUUGCCGGCGAACCGCAAUACACCGAGUCCCAUCGAUCCCGACACCAUCCAGGUCCCGGUGGGUUAUGAGCCGGACCCGGCAGACCUCGCCCUGUCCAGCAUCCCUGGCCAGGAAAUAUUUGACCCUCGCAAACGCAAGUUCUCCGAGGAAGAACUGAAGCCGCAGCCCAUGAUUAAGAAAGCUCGCAAAGUCUUCAUCCCCGAGGAUCUGAAGCAGGAUGACAAGUACUGGGCAAGGCGCAGAAAGAACAACAUGGCAGCCAAGCGCUCCCGCGACGCGCGGCGGCUGAAGGAGAACCAGAUCGCCAUCCGCGCGUCCUUCCUGGAGAAGGAGAACUCGGCCCUGCGCCAGGAGGUGGCCGACCUGCGCAAGGAGCUGGGCAAGUGCAAGAACAUUCUGGCCAAGUACGAGGCCAGGCACGGGCCCCUGUAGGACGGUAUGGAGGGGGCUGGCCUUGGACUAGAUGGACACUGCGUUUCCCGUAUGACAGCACCCCACCCCACCCGCCCUUCCCAUCAUCAGCACUUUACCGAGGCAUCAAUCAACACAACUGACUCCCGCUGUGGCGUGUGCGCGCUGGGCGCACGGGCUUGAGCGCGCCUGUGGCCAGCGGUGUGCGUUCCUUUGCACUUGCCAUUUCCAGAGAACCCGCUCAUCCUCUUUCAGGUCCCCAAACAGAAAGGUGCCAUGUUUAUACUGGACUAUGGAGACCUCCGGCGGGGUUUCCUGCCCCUCUCCUCCUCCCCACUCCUGCCCUUUCCACGCGGCUUCGUGGUCGCUCUUCCCUGCUCUGCUAGGACCCUGUGUUUGGAUCCACCCACCUAAAGGGCCCUGGGAGAACAGGAGCUCUCAGUUUUCAAGACCCUGCUGUAAGUUACCAUGCCAACACGGUGCACAAAAGAGCCCAGCACUACUGUGUGCCCUCUUCAGUUGUAGGUCGCUUUCUUCAUCUUUUCAGUUUGAAUGAUCAUCGUCUUCGCAUUGAAAGUGCUGUUUAGAUUAAUUAGAUCCCAUAUUUACUCACCGUGCUAUCUACUAAGUUUCCUUUUCAUUCUCCCCCCCCCCCAUCCGUAAGAGUACUCUCAUAGACCACAGAGUGUGUUUUUGCACUGUCUGUACCUAAAGCAAUAAUCCUAUUGUACGCUAGAGCAUGCUGCCUGAGUAUUACUAGUGGACGUAGGAUAUUUUCCCUCCCUGAGAAUUCCACCCUCUUUUAAAAAACAAAAAUGACAGCAAUGCAUUUGAGCAUGCCCAGAACAUCCCCACCCAGGACAGGGAAGCAGAGGGAAGUGGCAGGUCUGAGAAGGAAGGGCUCCUUCAUCAGCAUAGGAGCCAAAAAAAAAAAAAAGUGCAUUUUGGGAAUGGCUUUUGGACAUGGAUAUGUUUGGUUUUGUUCUCUCCCUUCUCCCAUAACCCUCCCCCCAUACCCCACUUUUAUAGUUAACUUUUUCCAUAGCCCUCUUGAUAUUCCCAGCAACUCCAUUAAGAUUCAGUUUCCCCCGUUUUUUGUAAUAUAUAUAUUUUUGUGACUUCUACCUGGCUGUUUUUAAACAUCAGUUACGUUAAUGAGUUGGUGUUUUGUAUGACCCCUUUUCCUAGCGGUGCCCUUUUCGAAUGCUUCAUAAAUUAAUGAUUCUGGAGCCUACGGCUCUUAUCCUGUUUGCUUUUGAACGUGUGUGCUUUUAUAACAUGGACCUUCUGAGAAAUGAAUGUAAAAGACACUGGUGUAUCUCAGAGGGGGAUGGUGUUGUCACAAACUGUGGGUAAUCCAAUCAGUUUAACUGUUUACUAUAGACCCAAAGGAGAGAUUAUGAAAUUGUCUAAUGUUUAUACAGAGUAAUUAUAGGAAGCUCUUUUUUUGUACAGUAUUUUUCAGAUAUAAAUACUGACCAUGUAUUUUGGAAGACAUAUAUUAUAUAGAGCAAAGAGAAAAGGAUAACUAGUCCAUGUUUUGAAAUUAUAUAGCAAAAAUAUAUAUAUAUAUAUUCGUCAGCGUUGUACAGAGAAGGGCUUGGGGGUUUUGAUGUCUCUAAUAUUGUAAGCCUAUCACUGACACAUCAGCAUGUUUUCUGCUUGGAAAUUUCACAACAGUAUGGAGGCCCGCUGUGCUGAAUCCUGCUCUAACAUAUAGAAGGAGGUGUCCUGUUUCCUAGUUGGUCUCAGAAAGAAGUCAGUGAACGUCACCCAAAAGCACAAAAUGGAUGUUAGUCAAAUAUUUAUUGGAUGCUACCGUGUUUUUUAGGGGAAGCAUCUGCCACAAAAAUGUUCACUUCAAAACGAUGACUUCCUGGACUGGAAUAUCACCGCACACCCCCGCGCGGAGCUCAGUCCUUCCCGUGGGCACGCGCGUCGUAGGCAGUUGGCGGUCGAUAUCGGUGCUAUGUGUGACUUAUGACUUGAUGGAUGUUCUGACUUUAAAGAUAGUUCUUCCGUUUUGCUCAGUUGUGUCAUGUCAAGAGAUUCUGCUGUUAUUACAAAGAAACACUUUGUGCUGGAUUAAAACACCCUUUCCUCUGUGA